Molecule: messenger RNA, 3633 nt
Organism: Leopardus geoffroyi (Geoffroy's cat)
Lineage: Eukaryota; Metazoa; Chordata; Mammalia; Carnivora; Felidae
Gene: CPSF7
Product: cleavage and polyadenylation specific factor 7
Exons: 10
Coding region: 189-1604 (471 amino acids)
Biological process (GO): mRNA alternative polyadenylation
Cellular component (GO): mRNA cleavage and polyadenylation specificity factor complex
Molecular function (GO): mRNA binding
Source: RefSeq, a predicted model, not a curated record
GCGCGCUUCGGGCCUAGUCCGGACUCGCCGCCGCCGCCGCCAUAUUCCCGGUAACGGGGGCGCGCGGCCGGGGGCCGGCUGGGCCGGAAGAGGGCUCGGGGCCAGCGCUGAAACUGGGAGGGGGAUACCGCAGUGGCAUCUUUCUUACUUGGUCGGUUCUCCGGGCUCGCGAUCUUCCUUCCGGAGCCAUGUCAGAAGGAGUGGACUUGAUUGAUAUAUAUGCUGACGAGGAGUUCAAUCAGGACCCGGAGUUCAACAAUACAGAUCAGAUUGACCUGUAUGAUGACGUGUUGACAGCCACCUCACAGCCCUCAGAUGACAGAAGCAGCAGCACUGAGCCACCUCCCCCUGUUCGCCAGGAGCCGUCUCCCAAGCCCAAUAACAAGAGCCCUGCAAUCCUGUACACGUACAGUGGCCUGCGUAAUAGGCGAGCUGCUGUCUAUGUGGGCAGCUUCUCCUGGUGGACUACAGACCAGCAGCUGAUCCAGGUUAUUCGCUCUAUAGGAGUCUAUGAUGUGGUGGAGUUGAAAUUUGCAGAGAAUCGAGCAAAUGGCCAGUCCAAAGGGUAUGCUGAGGUGGUGGUAGCCUCUGAAAACUCUGUCCACAAAUUGUUGGAACUCCUGCCAGGAAAAGUUCUUAAUGGAGAAAAAGUGGACGUGAGGCCGGCCACCCGGCAGAACCUGUCACAGUUUGAGGCACAGGCUCGGAAACGUGAGUGCGUCCGAGUCCCAAGAGGGGGAAUACCUCCACGGGCCCAUUCCCGGGAUUCUAGUGAUUCUGCUGAUGGACGGGCCACACCCUCUGAGAACCUUGUACCCUCAUCUGCCCGUGUGGAUAAGCCCCCCAGUGUGCUGCCCUACUUCAAUCGCCCUCCUUCAGCCCUCCCCCUGAUGGGUCUGCCCCCGCCCCCAAUUCCACCCCCACCCCCUCUCUCCUCAAGCUUUGGGGUCCCUCCUCCUCCUCCUGGCAUCCACUACCAGCAUCUCAUGCCCCCUCCUCCUCGAUUACCUCCUCAUCUGGCUGUACCUCCCCCUGGGGCCAUCCCACCUGCCCUUCACCUCAAUCCAGCCUUCUUCCCCCCACCAAAUGCUACAGUGGGGCCUCCACCAGAUACUUACAUGAAGGCCUCAGCACCCUAUAACCACCAUGGCAGCCGAGACUCGGGCCCUCCGCCCUCCACAGUGAGCGAAGCAGAAUUUGAAGAGAUCAUGAAGCGAAAUAGAGCGAUUUCCAGCAGUGCCAUUUCCAAAGCGGUAUCUGGAGCCAGUGCAGGGGAUUACAGUGACGCGAUUGAGACGCUGCUCACAGCCAUUGCUGUUAUCAAACAGUCCCGGGUCGCCAAUGAUGAGCGUUGCCGUGUCCUCAUCUCCUCUCUUAAGGACUGUCUUCAUGGCAUUGAAGCCAAGUCCUACAGUGUGGGUGCCAGCGGGAGCUCGUCCAGGAAAAGACAUCGAUCCCGAGAGAGGUCACCUAGCCGGUCCCGGGAGAGCAGCAGGAGGCAUCGGGACCUGCUUCAUAACGAAGAUCGACAUGAUGAUUAUUUCCAAGAAAGGAACCGGGAGCAUGAGCGGCACCGGGAUAGAGAGCGGGACCGGCACCACUGAGAAAGGAGUCUGGUUGGAAGCAAAUGUUUUUUUAAUGGACUUGCAUCUCCUCACCUUGAUCAGGACUAAAGGACGGAGGCCACUCCACCCCUCCCCCUUCCUCCAAGCCCCUAACCCCCUUCAGACACCCAGGGAAUACCCUCUGCCCUACAGGAUUGAAGGUUGCCUGGCGGCCCUCCCAAUCCCACACCUCCUGUUUGUCAGGGGAACGAACCUAAAGACUUCGUGUGGUUGGGAGGGGUGGCAGACAGGAAGAAAACAUGUCCAGGCCCCUGGUCUCCACAGAGAAUGGUGCUCUGUCCAAGGAAACGUAGGAGUUUCUGAUUCUCCAGGAGUGGUUCAGUGGUGAGGUUGGCGGGAAGGCUCUCUUCCCAAAGAAGAUGGAUCCUCCCUGCAGGAUCUAGGAGAGGGACUGGGUGCGCCAAAAUACGCCUGGGGUCCUGCCCUCAGCACUAGGUUUGAUGGGGCCAAGAGGGUCCAAACCCCUUGCUAACAUACCACUUCUUUGUUUAACUCCUUUACCCUCCCAGCCCUUUGAGAGGGACCCUGAGAACAGAAAUUACCUUAUGAGAAGCCUCUCCUGUUCUUGCGUUUCCCUCUUACAUAUUGACGGUUGGUUUCCCUGACCUCCCAGAGGGCCGAACCUUUCCGGCCCCCUGCCGCCCAGCCGCCUCAGUGGACCUGCCCCUCCUGAGCACAGAAGGCCCCUGAGGUCGCUUUCUGCCGGGGAGCCGGCAGCGCCACUUACCACCCUCUGCUGCUUCGUGCUUGGUCGCCUCUUGCAAUAACCAGCUGUACUAGGUGUUCCCUUUCCUGGGGCUUGUCCAUUUCACACGUGGAGCCCCUCCCCCAAGAAGGCUGCUUCCUUGUUUUAGAGGAAGAUACUGCCACUGGGAGAUGGGGACAUCGGACCUCAGCAACGAAGAACCCUUGUGAAGUACCAGGAGGAGUGGGAGAGGAGGCAAGCUGGGCAAGAGAGAGCCUACUUCCAUAGGCUUUUCUGUUUUCAGGUUCGAUGUGAGCAGGGGCUUACAUCCUCCAGGUACAUACCUUUACUUAUCGUGGGAUAACCUGGCACUAGUAUAGGCAGGUAAAGUCACAAAUGUGGUGUCUUUCCACCUUUUGACUGUUGACUUAAUAGCUCCCCUCGCUCUACGUGGAGGCACUUCCUGCCUCUAAUGGGGAGCAAGGAAGAAGUGGAGCCUGACUUGAAUGAGUUCAGCUCCGAGUUCUAAGGACCACCACUCUGGGGGCCGUUUUCUACACAGGCAAAUGGAAUUGCUUUUCCCAUAACAUCUAAGUUGUGAUGUGGUUGCUGCUGAAGGAAGAAGCGGCAACGGGGUCCUGCGGUACCCAUGGGGCGAUGGGUGCUGUUUCUGCCUGCAUUUACAGGGCAUGUGACAUCCGACAUGAGAAGAGACGUGGCGUGUGAGAUGAGACUUGGCAUGUGAGACGUAGGGUCACUGGAGACCCUUCUGGCUCAGAGGGGAGAGACUGAGUGGGACUGAACCCUUCCUCUGUUCCCUGCACGUUUCUGACAUAGCCCUCAAUCAGUCAGUGAGGGGUCCCCCCAGGGUUGGAGAGGCACAUUCCCUUGGGACAGAGGCUACAGGUUUGUAGCUUUUUUCCCCCUGUCCCCCAACCCCAUCCCCACCUCCACUUCAGAACACGGCCCCCCGCCCAACUGGCCAAGUGUUAAGUGAUGUGCUUAUCCUCAAGAGCAGCUCCGGGUGUCUUUUUAAAAUGUAGAGAAAACCAAGUAAGGUGACAGUUUAAGGAAGAAAAUAUAUAGAAUACCAGAAAAGCCGUUUACCCGGAGAAUUUUUUUCUCCCCACUUUUGUUUUGUUUUUACUCAAUGACACAAAUUUUAGUUUUAUUUCCUGAUAGCAAAAGGAAAAAAAAAACAACAAAAAAAAAAAAAACAACCCAGCCCUCAAAAAAGCCAAGGCCCCGUCCCCCUGUUGUCGGUGAUUUGUUUGUCUUUCUGAUAGGUUGAAAAUUGUGUAAUAAACUUGAUGACGCUGUCAA